AUGGAGGCAAUUGUGUUAGUCCGAAUACAUGUAGUUGUCCAGCGGGCAGAUACAGUGGUCCGAACUGCAAUGAUCCCAUUUGUACACCGUCAUGCAAGAAUGGAGGAACUUGUUCCCAAUCGAGACAGUGUGUAUGUCCGAGUACCUUUCAAGGGAGUGACUGCGGAAAUCCUAUUUGCAGACAACCUUGCCAAAAUGGUGGCACAUGCAUUUACCCUGAUGUAUGUUCAUGCGCUGAAACUUAUACAGGACUUCUUUGCGAAACACGUUACCCUAUGUUCCUACCAUUCCCCAUGUUUUCCUGGGACGUGUAGCAAUUCCGUAAAUUGUCAGUGCUAUCAAGGUUUUUCUGGUCAGAAUGGUUCACAACGAUGCAAGACAAUGACUUCAAGAGUGGGUCCAACAAUUACUCGAUGCACUUCCGUCCUUGCUAAUAUUGAAAGAACUGGACAGAAGAGAGAAAAAUAUCGCUUUAUGACGGAUUCCUCUGAACCGAACUCAACUAGAGUAGAUACAUUGUGGCUUAAUCAAAAGGAUUAUAAUUAUAUCAACGUAGAAUUUUCAGCUUUCUAUACAGGACCAGACAACCUGGCAGUUCCUGAAUAUGUAGAACAGUUCAAAUUCGGAAUUGUGUCAGGAAAAAUUCAGAUUGAUCUACGGAAAAUUGACCGAAAUGAUCCAAACAACCCUUUUGUGAGCCAAAGUCAGACCAAAAACUGUACUAAUCAACCAGGUUCACUUAAUCCUAAUGACGAUGUUUUUCAUUGUAACUUCACAGAUGAAAACUUUGACAGACUUCUAGAAAGCGGGGACAAUUUGACGUUAACGGUUAUUGCUGAAAAUGGAGGAUUUCGAGAACUUAAGAGUCCAAGUACUCAAUUAAAGGAUUUAUUUAUCGGCCAUAAGACCACAAAAUCAACAAUGUUUCGUUUUGACUUUGAGAAACCCCAUCAUUGCCUUCAAAAGGGAUCCUGUAUGGCGAAGGUUUUGGAUGUGAUAGAAGAUAUUACAAAGUCACCAAUAACAUUUAUUUGGAACAACUGGAUUGAUGACCUCUCAGGUAUACAAGGAUACAAGCUUCAGGUUUAUUUGCUGAAACCGAAUACAACAUACCUUACAGAGCCUUAUCCAUGGAACCCACUUCAAGAGAUAUCCUUCAACAAAACAAAGUCAAAUUAUAGGUAUUUGUAUACACCCAGACAGGCAGGGAUGUAUUCGUUUAUUUUAAACGUAAUAGACAAUGCAAACAAUACACAGUACGCUCGCACCUUGGUGUUGUAUGACCCUUCAUCAAACAUCACACUGUCGACUUCACCAUUCUUUGCCACAAGUGCAGAACCAGAAACAAACUACAAAUGGCAAAAUAAUCUCGAAAACAAUAUUACAAUGUCAUGGAAAGGACACUUUGAAAACAAAUUCCACCACGAAAAUAAACUUCUGAAUCAGGUUGCACGUUAUCAACACUUUGAUCAUAUGACAAAAUAUGAGAAACAAGUACCUCAAAAACUUGAUGAUAACACAGGAAAUAGAACACUGCAAAGUAUACAAAAUAUUCGUGGUAUAGUGAAAUUUGAAUAUUUCUUUACGAAUGGAAACAGUGACAGGGCGCCCGAGAAAUGGUCUCCAGUAACAGACAUGUUUUCAGAAAGUCAAACAUUCUUUAAAGAGAGGAAAGAUGGAGAUGCGAUAAAUUUCUGGGUCAGGGCUACUGACGUCAUGGGGAAUGAAAAAGUAGACUUAACAAAGAUUUUUUUUGAUUCCACUCCACCAGUGAAAUUGGAAGAUUCGGACGUUAAAAUAACACUUAACAUUAAAUCUGCGACAUAUGCUUUUUCAAGUCGAUUUCAGAUAGAAACAUUUGAUAGAGAUAGCGGAAUUCAUAAAAUCCACUUGGAGCUAGUAGCGAACAGCAGCAACAAAUUAUUCCAUAAGAGUGAUAUUCAAGGAAAUAAGUCUAAUAUUGAUGUUAGGAAAGAAGGUUAUAGAAUACCUAUGGGAGACUUCUAUUAUUUUAGUCACCAUAUUGACAUAAACAAUUGUUGGAUGGUAGUGUCAAAGGAAAAAUUCUCGGAGGAGUUUGUUCUGCUGAAUCUGACUGUAUAUAACAACGCAAUGGAAACAACCCAUUAUAGUAGAACGUUUACAGAUUUAGCUUCACUUGACGGCAUCGAUGAAUACAUUGGUCCAGUGAAUUUGAGUGUGAUAGCAACCUAUGACAACAGCGUUCGUCUGAAAUGGGUCGUCUCUCCAACCUGUUACGAAAGGUCAAAAAUUAUUCUGCAAUUCCGUUCAUCUAGUGGCCAAACAGAGACCCGAUUUAUAGACAAAGACGCAGAUUGGGUGGAUUUGACAGGACUGGAUCCGGAAACAAGUUAUAAUCUGUCUUUUGUCACAGAGUAUGGAAGGCAAAGAAGUGAUCCCGUGUUUCUGAAUUUCAAAACAAUCGAAUCGCCAGCCGCUCUGACCGUAGGAGCGAUAGCAGGAAUGUCCACCGCGUUUUUGAUACUUCUUGGUGUAAUUGUUGCUAUGGUAGUACUAUGGCGACUAGGGCGUUUGUCAGUUGUACGAAAUGAUAUUCGACGCCGGAUGACGGAAGUUCGAAAGAAUAUAUCUAAUCGAUUUUCAGCUAAUCCCGACAAUGAUAUAGAUGACAUUUACAUCUAUGGCCAAAUGGAACUUAAUAAUACUGACAGAUGGAUUUUACCGAGUUCUGACAUUGUGUUGGAUGCUUUAUUAACAAGUGGAAGAUUUGCAGACAUAUAUAAGGCCAGAUACCAAAAGCAAAAUAACAAAGCCAAACAAAUUGUUGUUGCAAAGACUCUAAAAAGUGGUUACAGUGAAGAAAACCUGCUGAUGAUGAGAGCAAAGAUAAAUUUUUUCGGAAAAGAAGUCGGGGAACAUCCAAACAUCAUUCAUUUCAUUGGAUCUGUCAUCGAUAAUGAUGCAUUUGGUCCAUAUAUGGUUUUUGAGUACUGUACAAGGGGACAGCUUCGAGACUGGUUACUUCAACAAAAGAAUGAAUCAACAGAGGAAAUUGUGGAACUAUUAUAUCGAAUUGUUUAUGGAAUUUCCAAGGGAAUGUACUACCUCGAGACCAAAAAGAUUGUGCACAGAAGACUUGCAGCGCGAAAUGUGUUACUAUCUGAGGAACUAGAACCCCAAAUCUAUGGAUUUGGACCGGAACCACAACAACAGCAAAGUACCGAAGAUGAUGGAGGUGGUACCUCCGAAGAAAAGGAGCGAAUCCCUGUAAAAUGGACAGCCCCAGAAUGUUUUGUUUCAAUGAAAACUGCCAGCACAAAAAGUGAUGUGUGGUCUUUUGGGGUUGUUUUAUGGGAAGUUUUUUCUUUGGGUGAAACUCCAUACCCGGGAAUACGAAGUAGAGAUGUUCAAGCUCAAGUUAGAAAUGGCCAUAGAAUGAACAGACCAGAGUUUGCAAAUGACUUCUAUUAUGGAAUUAUGAGGAGUUGCUGGAAUACUAAACCGAGACGAAGACCAUGCUUUAAAGAUAUAUCUACAGAUAUCGGAAAAACCUUCAGCACGGUACCUUCUGAUGAAUACUAUUAUUACUGUGAAAAAGGAAGCAAGUCCUGAAAAUUGGUUUUGAGCUUGCUAUUCAAAUCAAAAAUUUAUUGUGUAUUGAAUUAUUUCACUACAAGAAUGAAUUAUUUUAACAUACUUCAAGCAUUUUGUGAAAGGCAAAAUUAUAUUUCUUAACCAUCUGAAAAUGAAUCCUUAUAGCCAUCCUAUAAUAAUAGAGCGUUAUAAAUAACUACAAACAAUCAUUAUGAAUAUAUUUAAUUAUUACUUUGUUGAAUUUUCGAAAUACUAUAGGCUUUUAUUAGGUCACACCUGAUCCCACCUCUGAUGUUUAGAGGUCCGUGUUUGCUCUGCUCCUAUUUUGUAUUGAUUAAUGGACUUUUGAGCUUGAAUACUGUUCGUUAUCUCCAUAUAUUUCAUGUGUUUACUCAGGUGACCUAUUGCUAUCUAUUUUUGUCCGUCGUCGUGCGUCGUCCGUCGUUCGUUAACAUUUAAACGUUUUCAGCUUCUUCUCUAGAACCAGUGAACUAAUUUCAACGAAUUUUGGCAUAUAGCAUCUAUGGGUAAAGAAAGUAAAAAUUAUGAAUUUCAUUGCCCCUGCCCCAUUGUGGCCUGAGGGGUGCGGCUAAAACCAUCAAAAUUAAUGCAAUCUUUAAAAAUCUUCUUCUUUACUCCUGGACAUCAAGCAGUCAAACUGUUGGCAGGAUUGUAAUAUACAUCGAGCCCUCUACCAGAAUUGUGAAUUUCAUGGCCCCAGGGUCAGGGGUUCUAGUGCUUAGGCGGGGUCUGUUAAAUAUGUAGUGAAAAUGCAUUAUUUCUUUAAAAUGUUCUCCACUGCUCCUGGGUAUUAAGCAAACAAAUAAUUAUGAUUAGGAAGGGUGCCUCUUCCUUCCAAAGUUGUGAAUUUCAUGGCCCCUGGGAUAGGGAUUCUGGUGUAAGGACGGGACUCUUAUGAUCAUAUAGUGAAUCUAUUGAUAAUAUAGGAAAAAUGCAUUAAUGCUUUGAAAAUCUUCUCCACUGCCUCUGAAUAUAAAGCAAACAAUCUAAAUGCAAUAAUAUAAAUGUAAAUGUAUAAAUAUAAAUUGAGCAAAUGUGCCUUUUCUCUGCUCCUUGGUAUCUAGGAUGUAAACAGAUUACGAAAUUGUAAUAAGUGAAGUAAAUGAGAGUUACUCCCCUUUACUAAUUUGUAUUGAUCAAGAAAUCCUUGUAUAUAAUUUAAUCAACAGGUUAUUUGAUUGAUUGAGAA
Messenger RNA from Saccostrea echinata, 4786 nucleotides. RefSeq lists its product as uncharacterized. Gene Ontology annotation, molecular function: transmembrane receptor protein tyrosine kinase activity; protein binding; ATP binding. Lineage: Eukaryota; Metazoa; Mollusca; Bivalvia; Ostreida; Ostreidae. Gene Ontology annotation, cellular component: signaling receptor complex. Gene Ontology annotation, biological process: cell surface receptor protein tyrosine kinase signaling pathway; multicellular organism development; positive regulation of kinase activity. The record is from RefSeq and is a predicted model, not a curated record. The coding region runs from base 1 to 3594 and encodes 1197 amino acids. The transcript has 20 exons.